Messenger RNA from Pecten maximus, 659 nucleotides. RefSeq lists its product as uncharacterized. Bases 12 to 659 code for a protein of 215 amino acids. NCBI's taxonomy places the organism in Eukaryota, Metazoa, Mollusca, Bivalvia, Pectinida, Pectinidae. The record is from RefSeq and is a predicted model, not a curated record. The transcript has 6 exons.
AUAAUCCGGGUAUGAUAUCUACAUCGGCAGAUAGUUUAACGUCCAUGGAAUCCCCCGGAGUAAGCAGUACAAUCCGUCCAUUGUCCCGUCUGGCCACGUCAACAUUGAUAAACUUACUGACAGAUUUAUCAACCAAGACUAAUAAUCAAACAUACUUCACAACAUCAACAAGCAAAGGAUCUGACACAGGGAAAGGAUUACUAAUAGGUGGGAUUGUUGGUGGUGUUGUGUGUCUUGUCCUUGCCGUCAUCAUCAUCUACUGUUGCUGGAGACAUAUGUGUAAACGUGACUCUGUAACACCAGAGAAUAUCGGACGAAAAGGUCCACAGAGGCCAGUAUCCAAUGACGAGGAGGCUAUAAAAGGCCCGGACAUGCCAGUAGAAGGCGCCCUCUCACGCGACGGGACAACGGUAUCUACCGGAAAGGUACUUUUAGGAAUGCCAGAAGUUAUUCCGUCCUUUCCACCUAAACAAACCUCUAUAUCGACCCAGGCCAAUUCAUCAAAAAUGAAUGGGGGUAUCACAGACAGUAAUAUUGGUAACAGAUUACCGGCUUUGUCGCCACAUGACGUUCUUGAUAUGGAUAAAACGAAGAAGAAAAAGAAAAAGAAGAAAAAGAAAAAGAACAAGUGUUGCACCAAGCACAAAGAGGGGAGAUAA